ACAAGGUUCUUUAUUGUUGUCGGCUCACACAAAGCGCAUCUUUUGGCGUGAAGCGAGGGCAGAAACGGUUUGACGGCGCCUUGACAAGAAGAGAGCCGGGACAGUGCGUCAGCCAUGGCCUCUCUUCCAAGUUGUGUGCUGUUAGUGUCGUUUCUAACUUUAUGGACUCUGGCGCAAGGCCAAGUUGUUCCGGGUACCUGUCCGACUUUCCCCGCGCCUCAGGAAUGUCCCCCGGAGCCGGACAACGAAUGUGAAAACGACGCACAGUGUACACUGGCCAACCCCGGACUCGGCCUGAAGUGCUGCAAGGAUGGAUGCGACCUACGUUGCGUGCCCCCGAUUCCUCCACCAACUCCUCCACCACAAAGGUCUUCCGGACUAAAGACUGGGCAGCAGCGGGGCCAAAGAAUAUGAUGGACAGUGAAAUCACGUGACCAGGAUGAAAUGUAAGUAUAAGGUGCGUAUGAGAUGUAUAAAGACCAAAACGAAACAUUACAUAGCAUCACUUCGGAUCAAGAUUUUUCUCUUUGUUCGGUUUGCUCUUUGAGUUGUUGCUGGUGGUGUUUCUGUGGUAGAUGGUGUAGUUGUUGGUGGUGUUAGUGUUGUUGUUAUGCUGUCAUAUAGGUUUUGUUGUUUAUGAUGGUAGUGGUGUUAUUAAAGUUGUUGUUGUUAUUUUUGCUUUGGUGUCUUUUUGCCUUCUUGCUUUAGGUUGAGCGUUGAGGAACACAAGUCACUUACGGAAAACAAGACAGAUGCGAAAAGACACAUCUCAAGGAAUAUUUAUUGUAGCAAGCAUGCAAGAAAAAAAUCAAUGUCAAUAAAGUUGUAAAUGAUCUGAA
Nematostella vectensis (starlet sea anemone) is the source of this 839-nucleotide messenger RNA. Its product is annotated as supwaprin-a. The transcript has 4 exons. Lineage: Eukaryota; Metazoa; Cnidaria; Anthozoa; Actiniaria; Edwardsiidae. The coding region runs from base 115 to 414 and encodes 99 amino acids. Gene Ontology annotation, cellular component: extracellular region. The record is from RefSeq and is a predicted model, not a curated record. Gene Ontology annotation, molecular function: peptidase inhibitor activity.